Molecule: messenger RNA, 893 nt
Organism: Paramecium pentaurelia
Lineage: Eukaryota; Ciliophora; Oligohymenophorea; Peniculida; Parameciidae
Source: the annotation of a GenBank genome assembly
UCAAUGACUAAGGCAGAGAAAGCAGCUAUAAUGUUUGGAUUAGGAUCUACAGCUCUUUUGGCUAUAUAUUCAAUUGUUAAACCAAGAAUAAGUCAAGGAUCUAAUACUGAAAGUUUAAUUUAAAGAAGAAAUGCUAUUCUCAAUAAAGAUAAUAUGAGAGUGCUAUAUAGUACAAUGACUUUCUUCUAUUUGCAGGGAUAUAAGAGAACAGGAGAAGACUUAGCAUUAUUAAAGGAAGUGUUGGAUGUUGCUAAACCAAAAUUAGUUGCAUUAUAAAUAUCAGAAAAACAAUUAGAAGAUGAAUAUAGACCUAUACUUAGGAAUCCACAUUUACAGGAAAUUAUGAAGAAAGUAGAUUAUUAUCUAAAAACAAAUCCUGAAGAAGUUACAAAGAUGAAAGAACUUGAUUUCUAUGCAGGAUUAGAAAAUAUAUAUGCAAUGCAUUAUUGUUAAUAGAAUAGCUGUAAAGUAUAAUAUGUUGUAAUUCUAGAUAAUACCAGCAGAUGAACAUCCGUCAUUUUAUGAUUAAUUAUAUACUUAGAAAAUUGGAUUAAAAGAAGUCACAAAAAGUGGAAAGGUUGAAAUACCAGAAAACUUGAAAUAAUUAUAUUAAUCAUAUGAUAUGAGUGAUUUAGAAAAGACAGAGGAAGAUAUUAAGGAAGAUAUAUAUAUCAAAAAAAGAGCAGAUGUUUUUGUAGAUAAAAUUGUACAUGAAUUGACUCCAACAUUUAAUAUAAUUCCAGAUGUUCCUUAUAAAGUUUUAGUUGGAAUUGUUGAUCCUAAAUUAUAAAAUAUGAUAGCUAAAGAAUGGAAAUAGAGAUUUCUUAGCAUUUAUGGACAUUAAAUUUUAGAAGAUGAAUAACAUAAUCAAUAAUAAUCAUAGAUUUAAUGAU